Molecule: messenger RNA, 1048 nt
Organism: Brassica rapa (field mustard)
Lineage: Eukaryota; Viridiplantae; Streptophyta; Magnoliopsida; Brassicales; Brassicaceae
Product: reticulon-like protein B16
Biological process (GO): response to bacterium
Source: RefSeq, a predicted model, not a curated record
GAAAGAAUAUAGUAUGAACUGACGAGGACGACGAAUCGAGAGGAAAGUGUAAAGAAAUGAAGAAAGUUUGACUAGAAGCGGAGCCGUUGAACCCCAGAAAGCUCCGAGAUCGCAGAUUCUUAAGGCAUUCGGAAAGUGGGAGAAUUGGCUUGAAUGAGGGUUGUGGACUCUCCGAUGGACAGUUCGAGUGACAUCGAAGGCGAUUCCGAGGGAAGAAAUGAAGGAGGAGGAUCAACGUCGGAUUAUCGAUUGCUGGGUCGGCAAGUUACGGUGCAUCAGUUCAUGGGCGGUGGCAAAGCUGCUGACUUGCUCUUGUGGAGGAGAAGAAACCAUUCCUUGGGGGUUAUCGUUUUAUCAACCGCGGCUUGGCUUACUUUCGAGCUUUCUGGAUUGCCUAUCUUAUCUGUUUCUUCAGAUGUGUUACUGAUUGGGAUCAUCAUAUCAUUCGUCCAUGCACAGGUGUCUUCUUUUAGGAACAGACAGACGGAUUCGUUACCAGAGCUUGUUCUAUCCGAGGAAAUGGUUAAUAGUACUGCAGCUUCCUUCCGUGUAAAACUCAACCACUUGCUUGUAAUGGCUCAUGAUGUUACAGUUGGCAACGAUUUUCGCCUCUUCUUCAAGGUGGUGAUUUGUCUGUGGCUUCUCUCUGCCAUUGGUAGCUAUAUUUCCUUCUGCACUCUUGUUUAUAUCGGGACCAUCUUAUCUGUAACAAUACCGGCUUUGUACAGCAAAUAUCAAAGGAAAGUAGACAAGUGUUGCGGGUUGAUUCACAGGCAACUGUCUCAUCAAUACAAGUUAGUUGACGAAAAUGUUAUAAGCAAACUCUCGUGGAGCUUAUCCAAGGAUAAAGACUCCUGAGCUUGAACUUCGGUGAAGACUCCUGAGCUUUAACUUCGGUGAUUUUGAAAAUGCUUUUACUCCUCUUCCUUUUCACUAGUUUGGGUUUCUUCUAGUUUACCAUUGUGUAGUAUUAUGUAACUAAAAGACGAUAUCAAGGAUGAAUAUAUAAAGAUGGUUUCACUGUUCAACUAAAUUAACUGUCUCCACU